Messenger RNA from Arabidopsis arenosa, 1407 nucleotides. The record is from the annotation of a GenBank genome assembly. Lineage: Eukaryota; Viridiplantae; Streptophyta; Magnoliopsida; Brassicales; Brassicaceae.
GUAAAACACUAAAAAUUUGUUAAAGAUUUGAUGAGCUUAAUUAACAAAACUAGUAAGUUAAGUAACAAACGAGUCAGCGACACGAAGUAACAAGUAAAAAUGACAAAACUAUUCGCCUUAUGUCUUGUCUUGACUGUGUUAUUUACGUUGGGUCACUGCGCGGUUUCGGAGGGUGACAUCAUCGUGAAAGAUGGCCACCGCGUUGUUGUGGUGGAGUACGACGGAGACGGCGAAACCAACACUAGAGUCUUGAUUUCACCUCCGGUAAAAGAAGAAGAGAAGAUAAGAGACGAAGGAGAAGUGUUUGGAAAUGGGAAGAGAGAAACGGCGUCGUCUCUUCCAGAAGAGGAGGAGCGUGAACACCACGCGUCGCCAGGGGAACUUAUAUGCGAUGCGAUCGGUAAGUGUAAGCACAAGAUGGCGACUGUGUUAGGGAGAGUCAAGGAUCGAACGGCUAAUGAUCUUUCCGACGAAACGACUAAAGAGAAGAUAGCACGUGAGGCACGUGACGUGGAAGAGAAGGUCUCAGGGACAGCACAUGAAGCUAAGGAAACGGUGAAGGAAAGGGUCACAAAGAAAGUUCAAAGGGCCCAAAACGUUUUGGAGAAUUCGAAGAUCGCGGUGCGGGGGAUAGGGACGGCGGUUGCGACGGCUCUGGGGCUGACGAAGAUCGGGAGCGUGGUGGGAAUUGUUGCGAUCGCGGCGGCGUAUGGGAUGUGCGUGUGGGUGACGUUCGUGUCGGGCUACGUGUUGGCUUCGGUACUUGGGGAGAAGCAAUUCGGUGUGGUGCAGAGCAAGAUGUAUCCGGUGUACUUCAAGGCAGUCACUGUAGGGAUUUUGGUUGGGUUGUUAGGACACGUCAUCAGCCGGCGCCGGAAGGUUUUUACCGAUGCGGUGGAUAUGUGGCAAGCCGUUAACCUCUUGGCCUCGAUCUUGAUGGUCGAAGCUAAUGCGUCAUUUGUUGACCCACGAGCCACCAAGGCAAUGUUUGAGCUGAUAAAAGCUGGAAAGGAAGAAGGAAGAGGACUUGAUACGUCAGAGCCACAGUCUAGUGAAACAGCAGCUCGAGCCAGAGGUAAGAAGAAGGUUACAGAGAAGAUGGAUCAGGAUGCGGUGAAGCAGAGACUGACAAAUCUGAGCGAGAGGAUGUAUAGGCUAGACUCCGACUCCGAGCUACCUGAGUUGUGUGAAGCCGUGAGGUUUCUUCUUUCAUAUGAAGUACAGCCGCAAGGACUGUAUUUGUAACAGCUAGUGAUGACUUUGAUUGUCUGAUUGACAUCGUAAGAUGCCGAGAACAUAGUAUUGUGAUGCUUAUUUCACACAAAUUUCAAGAUCUGUCUCCAUGUUUUGAAUAUCCCUUGGGAGAGUGAAAGGAGAGAGUACAUUGAAGAAAUCUUAAUAAGUCUA